GUUCUCCUGGUGCCAUUUUAAGCAGGAAAAAUACAAAUAUGAUAUGGAAAAAACAGAGCAUCAAAAUAUUUAUCAAAGACUAUGCAAGAAUGCAGGAAUGUCUGUGUAUCUUUAUGAUGUUAAAGCUGGAGGAUUUGAGAUCCUGUAUCUUGUAGAAGUUUGAUCACGAGUCAGUGGAGGAGAUCAUACUAAUCAGAUUCUCCUGCAGCUUCAUCAUGGCUGACUCACAAGGAUCCAGAGACAGAGAUUUUUCUCCAGGAUGCAGUUCAGUCCAGCAGAAGAGCUCAAACCCAGAGUCCAGCUGUGUGUCUAUGAAGAGUAACUGGUCUAUGGAUCGCCCAAUAAAGUUUGAGAGUGGAAACACACGGCCUGAUCUCAGUUCAGUCCAGCAGAAGAGCUCAAACCCAGUGUCCAGCUGUGUGUCUAUGAAGAGUAACUGGUCUAUGGAUCGCCCAAUAAAGUUUGAGAGUGGAAACACACGGCCUGAUCUCAGUUCAGUCCAGCAGAAGAGCUCAAACCCAGUGUCCAGCUGUGUGUCUAUGAAGAGUAACUGGUCUAUGGAUCGCCCAAUAAAGUUUGAGAGUGGAAACACACGGCCUGAUCUCAGUUCAGUCCAGCAGAAGAGCUCAAACCCAGUGUCCAGCUGUGUGUCUGUGAAGAGUAACUGGUCUAUGGAUCGCCCAAUAAAGUUUGAUAGUGGAAACACAGAGCCUAGUCUCAGUUCAGUCCAGCAGAAGAGCUCAAACCCAGUGUCCAGCUGUGUGUCUAUGAAGAGUAACUGGUCUAUGGAUCGCCCAAUAAAGUUUGAGAGUGGAAACACACGGCCUGGUCUCAGUUCAGUCCAGCAGAAGAGCUCAAACCCAGUGUCCAGCUGUGUGUCUAUGAAGAGUAACUGGUCUAUGGAUCGCCCAAUAAAGUUUGAGAGUGGAAACACACGGCCUGAUCUCAGUUCAGUCCAGCAGAAGAGCUCAAACCCAGUGUCCAGCUGUGUGUCUGUGAAGAGUAACUGGUCUAUGGAUCGCCCAAUAAAGUUUGAGAGUGGAAACACACGGCCUGAUCUCAGUUCAGUCCAGCAGAAGAGCUCAAACCCAGUGUCCAGCUGUGUGUCUAUGAAGAGUAACUGGUCUAUGGAUCGCCCAAUAAAGUUUGAGAGUGGACACACACGGCCUGAUCUCAGAACAGUUAAAAACAAAACUGUGAUUCAACCACACGACUUUAAUGACAGCAUGUAUCCUGGUUUCAGUCAUUGGUCUAAACUUGCUGAAGUCCUAAACACAUUGAGAUCAAAUCUGAGAAAGAAGUUUGAGUGUUUGUAUGAGGGAAUAUCAAAGCAGGGAAACCCAACACUCCUGAAUGAGAUCUACACAGAGCUCUACAUCACCGAGAGUGGAAGUGGAGAGAUCAAUAAUGAGCAUGAGGUGAGACAGAUUGAGACACAGUCCAGGAGAGCAGAAACAGAGGACACACCGAUCAAAUGCAGUGACAUCUUUACACCUUUACCUGGACAAGACAAACCCAUCAGAACUGUGCUGACAAAGGGAGUCGCUGGCAUUGGAAAAACAGUCUCUGUGCAGAAGUUCAUCCUGGACUGGGCUGAAGGGAAAGAGAAUCAGGACGUCCAGCUCAUAUUUCCACUUCCUUUCAGAGAGCUCAACUUGAUGAAGGACAAAACACUCAGUCUUUCAGAUCUUCUUCAUCGCUUCUUCCCUAAAACCAGAGAAAUGGCCAUAUCCAGUGAUGAGUAUAAAGUUGCAUUCAUCUUUGAUGGUCUGGAUGAGUGUCGUUUGUCUCUGGAUUUUCAGAGCGAUGUGAGGUUGUGUGAUGUGACUGAAUCCGCCUCAGUGGACGAGCUGCUGACGAACCUCAUUGUGGGGAAUCUGCUUCCCUCGUCUCUCAUCUGGAUCACCUCCAGACCAGCAGCAGCGGAUCUCUUCCCCUCUGAGUGUGUCCAUCGAGUGACAGAGGUACGAGGCUUCAGUGACACACAGAAGCAGGAAUACUUCAGGAAGAGAAUCAGUGAUCAGAGUCUGGCCGACAGGAUCAUCUCACACCUGAAGUCCUCAAGGAGCCUCUUUAUCAUGUGCCACAUCCCAGUGUUCUGCUGGAUCUCAGCCACUGUUCUAGAGGAGAUGUGCAGUGGAGCAGAGAGUGGAGAGAUUCCCAAGACUCUCACUCAAAUGUACACACACUUCCUGCUCAUUCAGACCAACAUCAAACAUGAGAAGGACUAUGAGGAGAAAGUGAAAGAUGAAGACAUGAUUGUCAAAUUGGGGAAACUGGCGUAUCGGCAGCUUGUGAAAGGCAACCUGAUCUUCUAUGAGGAAGACCUGAGCGAGUGUGGCAUUGAUGUGGCAGAAGCAUCAGUUUACUCAGGAUUGUGCACUCAGAUCUUCAGAGAGGAGUUGGGCUUGUAUCAGGGGAGAGUCUUCUGCUUUGUUCAUCUGAGCAUUCAGGAACAUCUCGCAGCUCUGUAUGUGCAUCUCUCCUUUAUAAACCAUAACAUCCAUGUGUUUGACCAGAUUACCAAACCAACUAAUGGAGACAAAGUGUCCCUAUCUGAUCUCCAUCAGAGAGCUGUGGAUGAGGCUUUACACAGUAGAAAUGGGCAUCUGGACCUUUUCCUUCGUUUCCUUCUGGGUCUGUCAGUGGAGUCUAAUCAGAGUCUCUUACAAGAACUAAAGACACAGACAGCAAACAGGUCUCACAGCAAUGAGGAAACAGUUGACUAUAUUAAAGAGAAGAUCAGUGAGAAUCCUUCUCCAGAUAAAUACAUCAAUCUGUUUCACUGUCUGAAUGAACUGGGUGAUCUUUCUCUAGUAAACGAAGCUCAACCUCAUAUGAGCCGUGGAGGAUUACGUAAUGUGAAACUCUCCUCGUCUCAGUGGUCAGCUUUAGUUUUUGUGUUGUUGACAUCAGAGGAGACAAUGAAUGACUUUAAACUGAACAGCUUAACUGGAGAUGAUUAUCGUGAUGCAUCUGCCACCCAGAAAGAACAAAACACAGCAGAUGAAGUUCUUCAGAAGCUGCUGCCUGUGGUUACAGCAACUAGAUCAGCUGUAUUGAGUAAGUGUGGUGUCACAGAUAAAGGUUGUGCUUCUCUGGCUUCAGCUCUGAGAUUAAACCCCUCACACUUGAGACAACUGAAUCUGUCUAAGAAUAAAUUAGGUGACACAGGAGUGAAGCUGCUCUCUGUUGUAUUGGAGAAUCAUCACUGUAAACUGGAGAAUUGGAGGUUGAGUAAGUGUGGUGUCACAGAUGAAGGUUGUGCUGCUCUGGCUUCAGCUCUGAGAUCAAACCCCUCACACCUGAGAGAACUGGAUCUGUCUGAGAAUAAACUAGGAGACUCGGGAGUGAAGCUGCUCUUUGCUGUACUGGAGAAUCUUCAAUGUAAACUGGAGAAUUGGAGGUUGAGUGAUUGUGGUGUCACAGAUGAAGGUUGUGCUGCUCUGGCUUCAGCUCUUAGAUCAAACCCCUCACACCUGAGAGAACUGGGUCUGUCAUAUAAUAAUCUAGGAGACUCAGGAGUGAAGCUGCUCUCUGCUAUAGUGGAGAAUACUUACUGUAAACUAGAGAAACUGAGUUUGAGUGAUUGUGGUGUCACAGUUGAAGGUUGUGCUGCUCUGGCUUCAGCUCUUAGAUCAAACCCCUCACACCUGAGAAACCUGGAUCUGUCUGAGAACAAACUAGGAGACUCAGGAGUGAAGCAGCUCUCUGUUGUACUGGAGAACUGCAAACUGGAGGAACUGUGGUUGAUGAAGUGUGGUGUCACAGAUGAAGGUUGUGCAGUUCUGACUUCAGCUCUGAGAUCAAACCCCUUACACCUGAGACAAUUGGAUCUGACUGAGAAUGAUCUAGGAGACUCUGGAGUAAAGAUGCUCUCUGCUGGACUGGAUAAUCCUCACUGUAAACUGGAGAAACUGUGGUUGAGUAAGUGUGGUGUCACAGAUGAAGGUUGUGCUGCUCUGGCUUCUGCUCUGAGAUUAAACCCCUCACACCUGAGACAACUGAAUCUGUCUGACAAUAAACUUGGAGACUCAGGAAUGAAGCUGCUCUCUGCUGUAGUGGAGAAUCCUUACUGUGAACUGGAGGUUCUGGGGAUGUAUGAUUGUGGUGUCACAGAUGAAGGUUGUGCUGCUCUGGCUUCAGCUCUGAGAUCAAACCCCUCACACCUGAGAGAACUGGAUCUGACUGUUAACAAUAUAGGAAACUCAGGAGUGAAGCUGCUCUCUGAUCUUGAGGAUGACCCACAUUAUAAACUGGAGAGAGUGUGGUAA
This is a messenger RNA of Rhinichthys klamathensis goyatoka, 4274 nucleotides long. Its product is annotated as NACHT, LRR and PYD domains-containing protein 12-like. Gene Ontology annotation, molecular function: protein binding. The transcript is spliced from 20 exons. Lineage: Eukaryota; Metazoa; Chordata; Actinopteri; Cypriniformes; Leuciscidae. The coding region runs from base 216 to 4274 and encodes 1352 amino acids. The record is from RefSeq and is a predicted model, not a curated record.